Molecule: messenger RNA, 1645 nt
Organism: Oppia nitens
Lineage: Eukaryota; Metazoa; Arthropoda; Arachnida; Sarcoptiformes; Oppiidae
Product: zinc finger protein GLI2-like
Exons: 4
Coding region: 167-1645 (492 amino acids)
Biological process (GO): regulation of transcription by RNA polymerase II
Cellular component (GO): nucleus
Molecular function (GO): RNA polymerase II cis-regulatory region sequence-specific DNA binding; DNA-binding transcription factor activity, RNA polymerase II-specific
Source: RefSeq, a predicted model, not a curated record
AAUUGAAAAAAGUUUGUCAAAAAGUUUUGUCGUCAAACAUAUGUCUCAAAUGAAAUGACAUUUUAUUAUGAAAUCCUAUAAUUGUUUCACUCAUAUCAUAAUCUUAUGUCUUGAGCGCCACUUUUGAAGGCAAAGCUAUAGGAAGUGAUUGAUUUAGUUGUUGUGUAUGAAACAGGUGCUGAAGAUGCACGUGGAUGAGUUCAUAUUCAACUAUUGUGUGUCGUCUAUGAUCACCGAUGAGGUGACCUCCGAGACGACAGAGUGUGCAAUGAAUGUCUUCUCGAUCGACGAGAAUAAGAUACGCGACGCAAAUGGCAUUAUCUUUGCCGAAGCCAUCACUUGCUAUAAGUGUACGUUUUGUGGCAAAAUGUUUUCAGCCAUGGAAGUAGUCUUAACUCAUUAUCAGUCUAACCAUCGCUGUUCAGUCAUACCAUUGCUUACAACAGGUGUGGCCAAACUGCCGAUCCCGAAGUACAAACCACGUAAACCAGUGAUUGGAUCGCUUAACCAUCAAAAAACUAGUCCUAAAACUACAUCAACUCUCAAGAAUACAAUUAAAUCUAAUGAUAAUACAGAAGGCAAAAGUGAUACCGAAAAUCAAAAGUUAAAUCAUUUGUCACAAAUGACACCAAAAGAUAAUAAUAAUAAUAAGAGUUUAAAAACAGGAAACUUGAAAAAGAUAUCUAAAAAAGUCAAUCAAAAAUAUCGGUUUCGUUGCAAUCAUUCAGGCUGUUCAGUUGAUUUCUAUACAAAGACUGGAUUAUUGAUGCAUAUGAAGACACACGAGAAGAUAAAAUCAUAUAAAUGCAAUUGGAUUGACUGUAAAUUUAAGUGUUCAGAUUUGGCGGGACUUGAGUUCCAUAAGAAGACCCAUUUGGGUGACAAUCCAUUCAAGUGUUCGUGGCCCGGAUGUGACCACUCUUUUGCUGACUCAACAGCUAAAGAGCUUCAUCUUCAAAGUGCACACAUCGACGAUAAGAUCCUGGAGUGCGAUCAACCGGGUUGUGGGGCAAAGUUUAAAUUGGCUUCUGAUCGGGAAAUACAUAAAUAUUCACAUUCUGGCAAAAAGAUCUCAGCGCCUAAAUCUCAACCAAUUGUAAUAUCUGUUAGACGUCGUGGACGACCACUUAAGGCUAAGAAAACCAUUGAUUUAUCUUCGAGUUCGAGUGUAGCUGAAGAUAGUGACGAUCAAAAUGAUAGUGAAGAGAGUGAGGAAGAGGAAAGAGAAGAUAUAGAUGAGAAUCACUAUAAAACAGAUGAAAACAAAUCGAUUAAAAAGAGCGAUAUUAGUAAAACUGUUAACAAAAAAGAGACAAACAUUAAUAAAUGUGACCAACCGUUGGAUUUAUCAAAAAAUGGUCCAAAUGUUAUACACGACUAUCAAAAUAAAUCAAAAAGAAUUGAUAUUAAAUCUAAAAGUGUGGAAAAAUCUGUUUCAAAAAGAGGUCGAAAGCGUAAGAAGAGUAUCGAAAAGAAGUUGCUGUCGAAGACUGUAUAUCGAUGUGAUUAUCCCGGAUGUCGAAAGACAUUCACUGAAUCUGAUGUUCUUAAGCAACACGAGAAGGAAACUCAUAACACAUCUUCAUGUGAUGGCCGACAACGAUAUGGUCGCUCGUGUAAAGGAAAUCUGUUUUAUAAAAUUUAA